AAGGAGAAGCCUAACUCGAUGUCUAGAAGAUAUGCAUGUGCAAUGCAAUUUACAUACUAUCUCGAAGGCGUAACGCCGCAGCGCAAAGGUGCAAAGGGACACUUUCUCGAACGCCAUCUUAAGGCCUCAUUUUCCGACAUGCUUUCGCAUUCUACGUGUGAUGCAAUUAGACCUUUGGUAAUGAAGCACGAUAAGUUGUGGCUUCCCGACGGAGGUCUUGUGGUCGAGAUCGAGAACAAACUUUUCUUUGUAGACCGCUCAAAGUUGGACAGUCGAAGCUAUUUGGGGAUGACGGAGAUGAAGAUGCAGAUAUAUAAAACGAAGAUGAUUUAGAUGAUGAUCACGAGCUGGAUGAUAACUGAAUGAAUAUCCAUUGUACCCUAUUGUACCACGUA
Messenger RNA from Serpula lacrymans var. lacrymans S7.9, 395 nucleotides. RefSeq lists its product as uncharacterized. The transcript has a single exon. The coding region runs from base 43 to 333 and encodes 96 amino acids. NCBI's taxonomy places the organism in Eukaryota, Fungi, Basidiomycota, Agaricomycetes, Boletales, Serpulaceae. The record is from RefSeq and is a predicted model, not a curated record.